Synchiropus splendidus (mandarinfish) is the source of this 3277-nucleotide messenger RNA. RefSeq names its product RNA binding motif protein 10 (gene rbm10). Gene Ontology annotation, molecular function: RNA binding. Gene Ontology annotation, biological process: mRNA splicing, via spliceosome. The record is from RefSeq and is a predicted model, not a curated record. NCBI's taxonomy places the organism in Eukaryota, Metazoa, Chordata, Actinopteri, Syngnathiformes, Callionymidae. The transcript is spliced from 23 exons. Gene Ontology annotation, cellular component: nucleus. The coding region runs from base 192 to 2774 and encodes 860 amino acids.
GGUCAUUCAUCCCCGCCCACUUUGAGAUGUUGCUUUUGACUGUGGCCAUUUUACCGACGAGUCUUGAAAAGAAAUAUUUUAUCGACAUUUUGCGCUGAAUUUUGUAUUCACGGAACAUUGGAAUACAAAUGGGAACGGCUUUCUAAGAUUGCAAGUGAUAGGAACAAUAACAUCAUUGGUCCUUCUGAGACAUGGAGCCAAGGGGUGGAAGAGGUGACCGAAUGGGUCGUUAUGGCCACUCCAGUGAUCCCAACUUUGUGGAUAAAGACUACCAGAACUAUUGCCAUGACGGUGAAGAAUAUAAUGCUGGUGGAGAUGAAGACCAUGCUGGAUUUCAUAAAAGAGCAGAGAGUUAUGAGGAAAAAGAAUCUUUGUGGCCCCAUUUCCCUCAUCUGCCACAAGUCCAUCCCAUGCUGCCAAUUGCAGAGGAGGCGUCCAGAAGAGAUUUUGAACAAUUGCGGAAUGCGAGUAGAAUUCGAGCUAGCAGUGGGAGAGGCUUUCCUGAUAACACAGCCUCACUUUUGGGCAGUGGCGAGGCAACCUGGGGAUGUUCACGACACGACAAGCUGGAUGAUGUCACGGGACGUUUGGAAGCUGGGAGGAGACGGGAGUUUCCGGGAGAGGCAGAGGAGCAAGGUGGCAGUACUGCCGAGGCAGAUAUCUCUUUGGAGGAGUUUGACAAACGGGACCAGGAUUAUCGUGUGGAUCUGGAUCACAAUCAGCGGCCAAGUAACAUUGUGAUGCUUCGCAUGCUGCCAUCUAAUGCCACAGCUAACAAGAUCCGGACACAACUUGAGGAGCAGGGAAUCGAGCCCAGGGAGGUUCGUCUCAUGAGGAACAAGUCAUCAGGUCAGAGCCGAGGAUUCGCCUUCGUCGAGUUUAAUCUCAUACAGGAGGCCACCCGCUGGAUGGAGACCAACCAGGGAGUGCUGUCAAUUCUGGGGCAUAGAGUUUCAAUGCACUACAGUGACCCAAAACCCCGCGCCAACGAGGACUGGCUCUGCAACAAGUGUGGUGUACAAAACUUUAAAAGAAGAGAGAAGUGCUUCAAAUGCAAUAUUCCCAAGUCAGAGGCUGAACUGAAGUUGCCACAAUUGCAAAGAGAUUUAACUCUUCAUCCUCAGAAGGAUGGAGUACAGGGCUUACUACCACUGCCACUGCCCUACCAUUCUGGUCCUUCUUCCAACGCAGGCCAAGCUGCACUCCAGGCAGAUGUCGCCAAUGACACUCUGAUCAUCCGAAAUCUCGGCCCUCAUACAUCAGUUGAUGUCAUUCUGUCCGCUCUGGCUCCGUUUGCGACUCUCUCCCCAUCCAACAUUCGUCUCAUCAAGGACAAGCACACACAUCUGAACCGGGGCUUUGCCUUUCUGCAGCUGACGACUAUUGUGGAGGCUUCCCAGUUACUCCAGAUCCUGCAGGCUUUGCAGCCACCGCUCUCCAUAGAUGGGAAGGUCAUCGUGGUGGAGUAUGCCAAGGGCUCUAAACGUGAUGUUUUUAUGAGCGACGGGGGGAGGGUCAGUGCCGCUACAGUGGCAAGCACAGCUAUUGCUGCCGCUCAGUGGGCUGUAACACAGACUAAUCCGAACGGCGCCGUCCAAAAUGCAGAGUCAGCAGUAUUCCAGCAGGGGGCAGCAGUGUCCUACAGUCAGGCAGCGCAUGAAUUUUCUGGGCAAGAUGGAAAUUUCCAGGUGGGCAUAAACACCAGGGUGGCUGCUUUGCCUGGUGCCAGCGCCACAGUGACAGGAUCCCCAGUUAUCUCAUCUGAGGCAGGUGUCAAAAGGGCUCUGCCUCAGGGCACCACUCCAGCCUCACAGGUUGAAAUAGUUGGAAAACCACAGCCGGCGAGUCAAAGCCAACCUGCGACACCAGGAACAGAACUUGAGCUGCCACAGUACCCUGUCCCAGAUGUGUCCACGUAUCAGUAUGAUGAGAGCUCCAGCUAUUAUUACGAUCCACUCACUGGUCUUUACUAUGAUGCCAGCUCACAGUACUAUUACAACCCUCACACACAGCAGUACAUGUACUGGGAUGGAGAGAAGAAAAACUACAUUCCGGCUGCGUCCAGUCUGUCCAACACAGAUGGUACUCCCUCUGGUGAUCCUGCUUCAGAUGGUUCUGCAGCUGGGAAGGAGAAAAAAGACAAGCCAAAGAGCAAAACUGCUCAACAGAUCGCCAAAGACAUGGAGCGGUGGGCUAAAAGUCUCAACAGACAUAAGGAGAACAUGCGUGCUGGGAAUUCCUCUGGUGGAGGAGGAGCCGGCGGACGCCUGGAUGAGCGCCGGGAGUCUGCCAGUGCAGACGCUGGUUAUGCUGUCCUCGAGAAAAAGGGGGCGCUGUCUGAAAGGCCUCAAAUCUUAUUGGACCAGAUGAGGCAAGCAGCGGAUUCCCCCACUUCUCAGCAGCACGGUCUGGUUCCCGCUUAUAGUGGAGAAACGGACAGUGAUGAAGAAGGUGGAGACAAGGAGGAGAAGGAAGGAAGGAUGACUGACUGGGUCAAGCUUGCCUGUCUUUUGUGUAGAAGACAGUUCCCAAGCAAAGAGGCUCUUAUCAGGCACCAGCAACUGUCUGACCUACAUAAACAAAAUCUGGAGCAGAGACGAGCCCAACUGGAAGCAGUUGGCAAAGAGAGAUUUUCGGGUGGGUUUGAGCCUCCAGAUGCUAAGAAGAAAAAGAUGAAUUCCAUUGGGGGGAUUUCGGGAACCAGCCUCGGCGCCAGGAUGCUCCAACGAGGAGUUAAAAGAGGACUUCUACUGAGAAAUAUGCAAAUGGAAUGAGCCUUCCUCCAGGACAUGGAUGAAACAUUUUUGCCGUUAGCUGAAGCAAUGUGUAGAUAAACCUCAAAUUUGGUUGAAAUUCACAUUUACCUCAUAAUCUAAACACGAUGUGUAGCGGUGGGUGUCAGAAUGAAGCACAUAUCGCACCUUUUCUUUCUGAAGAGUUCUAUCAUUUGCUAUAUCGCUGUUUACACAAAUUUGCCGUUAACUUUGAUGGCAGCAACUUGCAUCGUCUAUGCACCAUAGUUCUUAUUGAAUGCUGUACGUCAUUCAGUGAAUGACUUAAGGCUUAAACUGUGUAUACUUUUGAGGACCUUUUGCCCUGUAUCAUUUCUUACUGUCCACUGUGGGAACUACAAGACUGUGGCUCCAUCUACUGAACAUGUGGGGAGAAUUUGUUGUCGUUCAAUUUGUAAAAUUGCUCUUCCUUAUUUUUUGUCAAGUAUUUGCGAAGUGUAUGUAAAUUUGGGUUUUAAAUGAUGGAUGACUGAGCUCUCGCAAGU